AAUACGUCAUGUUUAACCCGCGCCUGCUCUCCCCCUUACUAUUUCUCGAACCAAACACAGCCGUAAACUCAACCCAUCUAACCCAAAACCCCAACUAAAACCUAAUAAGAUGGGCGGAGAAGCGGCUCCGAUUCCGAUGGAUACCGACGACGUCGUCAUGACCACCAGCGAUCCCCGUCACGUCAGAUCCACUCCCUGGGUCGAGAAAUACCGCCCUCAGUCCCUCGCUGAUGUCGCCGCUCAUCGCGACAUUGUCGAUACUAUUGAUAGGCUGACGAGUGAGAACAAGCUGCCGCAUUUGCUUCUAUAUGGACCACCUGGCACGGGGAAGACGUCCACAAUUCUCGCGGUGGCUCGGAAGAUUUUUGGGGUGCAGAUGCAUAAUAUGGUGCUGGAGCUUAAUGCUUCUGAUGACCGUGGGAUUGAUGUUGUGAGGCAGCAGAUCCAGGACUUUGCUAGUACUCAGAGCUUCUCGUUUGGUGCCAAGUCGUCUGUUAAGUUGGUUUUGUUAGACGAGGCGGAUGCCAUGACAAAGGAUGCACAGUUUGCUCUUCGUCGAGUGAUUGAGAAAUACACGAAGACUACUAGGUUUGCCUUGAUUUGUAAUCAUGUGAACAAGGUUAUUCCUGCACUGCAGUCUAGAUGUACACGAUUUCGGUUUGCUCCUCUUGAUGCAAUUCAUGUUUCGGACCGGCUUAAGCAUGUCAUUGCUGCAGAAGGACUUGAUGUGACUGAUAGUGGCUUGGCAGCACUUGUACGCCUUUGCAAUGGUGAUAUGAGAAAAGCUUUGAAUAUUUUGCAGUCAACACAUAUGGCUUCUCAGCAAAUAACGGAAGAAGCUGUCUAUCUUUGCACUGGGAAUCCGUUGCCUAAAGACAUUGAAAAAAUAACACACUGGCUUUUAAAUGAGUCCUUUGCAAAUAGUUAUAAACAGAUAUCGGAGAUGAGGACAAGGAAAGGAUUGGCUUUGGUGGAUAUUGUCAGAGAAGUGACCAUGUUUGUCUUUAAGAUCAGGAUGCCCUCAGGUGUUCGAGUUGGUCUCAUCAACGAUUUGGCUGACAUUGAGUACAGGUUGACUUUUGGGUGCAAUGAUAAAUUGCAACUUGGCUCUUUGAUUGCUACUUUCACACGCGCUAGAGCUGCGCUGGUUGCCUCUGCAAAGUAGUUCCUCUCUUUCUCAGUUGAGCUUUUGUUAGUAGAAUCUGGUUGCUUGCAAGCAAAUAGGGUGGCAAUGUGGCAUACCUUCCGCACUUUAAGGUCCAAAGUAUGAUGGUGUUAAGAUUAUAGUAUAUGUUCUAUCCGUAUGUAGUAUGCAAGUUUCGCCUGCUAUUUAACUUAGGUCCAUUUUGGUUUA
Messenger RNA from Daucus carota subsp. sativus, 1354 nucleotides. RefSeq names its product replication factor C subunit 3. Gene Ontology annotation, cellular component: DNA replication factor C complex; nucleus. Gene Ontology annotation, molecular function: DNA binding; DNA clamp loader activity; ATP binding. The record is from RefSeq and is a predicted model, not a curated record. Gene Ontology annotation, biological process: DNA repair; DNA-templated DNA replication. The coding region runs from base 110 to 1165 and encodes 351 amino acids. NCBI's taxonomy places the organism in Eukaryota, Viridiplantae, Streptophyta, Magnoliopsida, Apiales, Apiaceae. The transcript has 2 exons.